ACCGCGUGCAGGCGACGCAGCUGGACGCAGUCGAGUGCCUCUGGACGCACCGAAGACGGUUCCAUGCGAUCGACCUCGAUCCCUUCGGAACGUGCGCGGCGCUGCUGCCGAGUGCGAUUGCCUCGGUUGCUCUCGGUGGCGUUGUCUGCGCCACCGACACGGACAUGCACACGCUUCUCGGGAAGAACGGACCGUCGCACGCCGAGUGCUUCCGACGCUAUGGCGCGCUGCCGCUGACGUCAGCAGCCUUUGGGAAGGAGCUCGCGAUCCGCAUCGUGCUGGGCCGCGCCGCGUCCAUUGCGGCCGACUGCAACCGGUCGGUGACGCCGCUGCUGUCGACGGCGUUUGACUUUUUCACGCGCGUCAUCUUUCGCGUCCAAGAGGCGGGUGACGCGCCCAGGGUGCCACUCGCAGUCGUCGACCAGUGCACGCGCUGUGCGCACUUUAACGUGCACGAGCUUGGCGCAGCUGUGACCUGCGUAGCGCAGUGUCCCAUCUGCAACCACGCGCUGCAGCGGGGUGGUCCGUUCUGGGCGGGGCCGCUGCAAGAGCGGACUGUGCUAACGACGGCAGCAGCAUUGCCAGGUCUGGACGCAGCGCGGCGGUAUUUGGAUGGGGUUUUGCUCGAGGAGUCGAGCGCGCCGUUCUACUACUCGGUGCCGCGACUGUUUCGCGCGUUCAAGCAUGUCCAGCCGCCGUCGCUCGCUGCGUUCAAACACGCACUGCGAUCAAUCGGCCACGACGUGACCACGUCGCACUUGGACCCUAUGUCUAUCAAGACGCGAUCGUCAUCUCGAGACAUCUACAGCGUCGUCAAGGCGUGGCUCGUCACACAAGCUCCGUCGACGGCCGAGUUGUCAUCACUGCUGUCUUCGAGCCAAGCUGUCUUUUUGUCCGCGGCUAGAGACGCCAAAGACGACGUCUGGGCGACGCCAACCAAGUGCACGCGCCAACACAUGGAGGACUGCAGUUUGCUGCCACCGACGAGUGCAGCGAUUCGACCGCCAUUGGCAUUGCUGGUUUCAAUCGACACCACCGACGACCUCGCGUCAGCCAUCGACGCCGCGCCCGCCGGCGCCACGCUCUGUCUCGCGCGUGGUUCGUACGUUGUGACGACCUUGCGCAUUGCCAAAGCCAUUACGCUGCAAAGCAUGUGUGGUGGUGAAGGCUCGACGGUCGUGAUCGGUCACGUUGUUAUCGAAGGAAACUCGAGCGUGGUUCUCGAUGGCCUUGUGCUACAGCCGCCAAAACGACCGACGCCCAAGGCCCACACACUCCUCGUAUCCUCUGGCCGCGUCUCGAUCGAGCGAUGUGUGCUGCAGCGCAGUGCGCGCAACAUCGCGGUCGUCUGUGUCGCCAAUCGGUCGCACGUGACCAUGAGGCUCUCCCGUAUCUCGGACGGCCUUCAGGCUGGACUCUACGUGUGUGGUGGGUUCGACUGGUACUGCAAUGUGCUCACACUCGAGACAGGCAAAGCCACGGCCGACGUCUCGCACUGCACGAUUGAGCGAUCUGCCGGUUGUGGCGUCGACAUCUCUGGGGGCGCUGCGUGCACGCUAUCGCACUCGGCGAUCGCCAACUGCAAGAAGAGCGGCGUCUUUGCGCAUGCGUUCGGCACUCUCACGAUGCGCGACUGCCGCGUCGAGAAGAACCACAUGGCUGGCGUCGAAGUGACCACCCACGCGCAUGCAAGCAUCGAGACAAGCUGGAUUGUGCGCGGCCUCAAAGGCGGCAUCCUCCUGCACUCGGGCGGCCGGGCGACAAUCCAAGACAACGUCAUGCACAAGAACGCGAUGGCAGGUAUCGAUGUCCGCGGCGUCGGAAGCGCCGCCGUCGUCCAUCGCAACCACGUCUGCAACGGCCGCGCGAGUGGAAUCUACGUCUCGGACCACGCCCACGCCGAUGUCGUCGGCAACGAGAUCUGCGGCCACCGACGCGCGGGCCUCGAGACAACUGGUGACGCGUCGAUCACUGCAAGCGACAAUCGAUGCGUUGGCAACGGUCGCAAUGAGCUCGAGGCCACGUAGGCGUCGUUCAGAAAGGGCGGGGUAUUUCUUGCCCUAGCCCUGGGAACCUUUGUGCGUCAUCGGUUGAAGUACUCCUCUCUUGGAGCUCCUCACUGAUAGUUAUGAUGCAGUCGUAGGAGG
Saprolegnia parasitica CBS 223.65 is the source of this 2147-nucleotide messenger RNA. RefSeq lists its product as hypothetical. NCBI's taxonomy places the organism in Eukaryota, Oomycota, Saprolegniomycetes, Saprolegniales, Saprolegniaceae. The record is from RefSeq and is a predicted model, not a curated record. The transcript has 7 exons. Gene Ontology annotation, cellular component: nucleus. The coding region runs from base 165 to 2027 and encodes 620 amino acids. Gene Ontology annotation, molecular function: RNA binding. Gene Ontology annotation, biological process: tRNA N2-guanine methylation.